This is a messenger RNA of Myiozetetes cayanensis, 1357 nucleotides long. RefSeq names its product chromosome unknown C5orf63 homolog (gene CUNH5orf63). Bases 731 to 1075 code for a protein of 114 amino acids. NCBI's taxonomy places the organism in Eukaryota, Metazoa, Chordata, Aves, Passeriformes, Tyrannidae. The transcript has 5 exons. The record is from RefSeq and is a predicted model, not a curated record.
UUAUAUAUUAUAUCCAUUAUACUAUUCCUACUAUUGUCUUUGAAACUCUACUAUAAUUUUAUGUUAUGAUAGCAGUUUGUUCUUUAUGCGAGUUCUGUCUAGUCUUCAGAAAAGGCCAUUACAGCAGCCUACCAGAUGUUAUUCAACUUGUCUGAAAUUGGGAGUAAGUUCUUGGACCAGAGUCUGUGAUGGAUAGCUCUAGAGGGAUCACUCUAAAAAAUGUACUGCACCUUGGGAUGGAAUGACAAAAAUAUCUUUUCUGAGGUGGAAUGCAAUGCUUGUGGCAUUUGCCUUAGGCUACUGUACUUUGGAGGAAAGAAUGCAUGGAAACAUGCACCACCUCAGAGGAAUUAGUGGUAUUACUGAUGAUUUUGAGUUUUGAGUUGAUGUAAGAACCUCAUUCUCCCUGAGAGACCUUUAGAGUUAUGUGCAUGUGCAAAAAGAUCCUCCUGUAUUUUGCAGGCCUCCUCUGAAAGAUUAGUGGGGUAAAAGCCUUGUGAGGAUCUCCAGAGCUACAGGAUUUGGUGUCUUCACCCACGUGUGCUUCUCAGUCUGUUGUUGUGGCACUUUUCUUGUUCAGCAUUUCCCUGAUGAGGAUUUAUUGGUUCAUGGAAAUUCUAUUAACAGGAAAUGAGUCCAAUUUGGCUUUGCAAAGUAGAGCACGGGCCAAGUCCAGACUCCAAAGCAUCAUUUGUUAAAUCAUUCUGUAGCAUUGUAGUAUAGGGGAAGGAUGAUGGUACUUUGUUUUCUGAGCAGAACACUGCAGCUAGCAAGACAUUCAUCCAGUCCACUGGGGAGACAACUCUGCUCAGCCAGCGCAAAGAAGCCUGUGCUGACUUUAUUCACCAAGAAACCAUGCCCUCUAUGUGAUGAAGCGAAAGAAGUUCUUGAGCCAUACAAGAGAAGGUUUAUUUUGCAGGAGAUAGAUAUUACACUUCCAGAGAACUCGGCAUGGAAUGAUAAAUAUAAAUAUGACAUACCUGUUUUUCAUUUAAAUGGGAAGUUCCUAAUGAAGCAUCGAGUGGACAUUAAAAAGUUUGAGGACCAACUUACAAAAUUGGAGUUGCAAAAAUGAUGAAAACCAGUGAAGAAAACGCAGCUGCUUUGGGGUGGAUCUGAAAGGCCGGUGCAAAACAUAUUGUGCACUAUGUGGAAAACCAGUGUGCAUUAUCUGGCCUUAUGUUUCUUGGAACAUACAGUGUCAGUGUCCAAAACACUUGAGUGACUUGUGUUCUGUUUUGUAUUAUCACCCAGCCCAUCUGCACUGGUAGCAACCCUUUCCAUACCAUUCAUUUGCAGCUCUUCCGGGCUGGCUUUGCACUGACAGAAUAAAUGCUGCUCCAUAACAACAGAUAAA